Molecule: messenger RNA, 1222 nt
Organism: Malaclemys terrapin pileata
Lineage: Eukaryota; Metazoa; Chordata; Testudines; Emydidae
Gene: COPS6
Product: COP9 signalosome subunit 6
Biological process (GO): protein deneddylation
Cellular component (GO): COP9 signalosome
Molecular function (GO): protein binding; metallopeptidase activity
Source: RefSeq, a predicted model, not a curated record
UAAUGCGCAUGCUCCGGACGCGGGUAGCCUCCCGCCCUCGCAGCGCGCCAUGCGGCAAGUGCCGGCGUGGGGGGGGCGGGGCUUCCCGCAGCGGCCGCCGUGCGGCGCAGGCGCAGAGCGCGGGUAGUUGCCUACGGCGGCCGGGCCGGGCCAAACAGCCUCAAGAUGGCGGCGGCGCGGCGGCGGCCGGUGCCUCCUGCUCGGCGGCGGGGAGCAACGGGGGCUCCGGGGCCGGCGGGAUGGAGGUGGACGCGGCAGUGCUCCCCACCGUCAUGGCAUCGGGCGUGACGGGCAGCGUCUCGGUGGCCCUGCACCCGCUGGUGAUCCUCAACAUUUCCGACCACUGGAUCCGCAUGCGCUCGCAGGAGGGGCGUCCGGUGCAAGUGAUCGGGGCGCUGAUCGGGCGGCAGGAGGGCCGGAACAUCGAGGUGAUGAACUCCUUCGAGCUGCUGUCCAACACGGUGGAGGAGAACAUCGUCAUCGACAAGGAGUACUACUACACCAAGGAGGAGCAGUUCAAACAGGUCUUCAAGGACAUGGAGUUCCUGGGCUGGUACACGAGUGGCCCCCCGGACCAGUCUGACAUCCACGUCCAUAAACAGGUGUGUGAGAUCAUCGAGAGCCCCCUCUUCCUGAAGCUGAACCCCAUGACCAAGCACACAGAUCUGCCGGUCAGUGUCUUUGAGUCGGUGAUCGACAUCAUCAAUGGAGAGGCCACCAUGCUGUUCGCGGAGCUGACCUACACGCUGGCCACGGAGGAGGCAGAGCGCAUUGGGGUCGACCACGUGGCCCGAAUGACGGCGACCGGCAGCGGGGAGAACUCCACGGUGGCCGAGCACCUGAUCGCCCAGCACAGCGCAAUCAAGAUGCUGCACAGUCGGGUGAAACUCAUCCUGGAGUAUGUCAAGGCCUCGGAGGCAGGCGAGGUGCCCUUCAACCACGAGAUCCUGCGCGAGGCGUACGCCCUCUGCCACUGCCUGCCCGUCCUCAGCACCAGCAAGUUCAAGACAGACUUUUACGAUCAAUGCAACGACGUGGGCCUCAUGGCCUACCUGGGCACCAUCACCAAAACCUGCAACACCAUGAACCAGUUCGUCAACAAGUUCAACAUCCUGUACGACCGGCAGGGCAUCGGGCGCCGCAUGCGCGGGCUCUUCUUCUGAGCCCGGGGGGGUGCGGACUGGCUGCCCUCCCCCCCCCAAUAAACACUUGCUGGAGAGAC